UAUCUUGUUUCCGGAAAUGUCUUGUGAUCGUGAGGGUAAUUCUUUACUGAUGGUCACAUGAUUGAUUUACGCUUUAUCGCACUGAAAGAACACUUGUAAUCGAGCGCUGUCAAGUGUGUCUACUUUAUCAACAGUGAUACACUUCUUUACAUAACACUGACACGCUGAUAAGGUACCGGAGAUAUGGGCACGGGUCAGUUUUCUUUACUUUCGUUUUGUCUCCAAUGGCUGCUGCCAGUGUUUGUUUACGUACACAGCGUGGACGCAUACAUGCAAUUUCAGCACCCAGACUUCGAGACAAUGAAUAUUGGCGGGAUUAAAGUCCCGCUAUAUUCAAGAGGUCACGAAAAUGAUAUGAUGACAAAUAUGAACUCUUACAUGAAACAAGGAGGUUUGGCGGAAAUGUUUCGACAGUAUUCGGAACCAUCAAAUGCGGGUGAUGCUUCAAUAUGCUUUCAGGGGAUAUCUGCCGAGUGUUGUAAUGACACCCUCCAAUUUCUUAGUGAUCUGAGUCAAGGGCAGUUGUAUGCUGAACAGAUGAUUGACUCUGCUGGAAAGCUACCUAGUGGAGUGAUGCAGGGCAAGCUGGCAUGGAUUGGUAGCUAUGAUGAAUGUAUCGAUAUCCUGUCGCCGGCUAACAAUCGUACAGGACGACAGAUUAGUGGAAAAUACUGUAUGGGUGCAACUGCAACAGGGAUUCCAGGUCGACUCCUGAUGAAUGGUGUAUGUGUGCCUCACUCUUGCACAGCCAAAGACCUCAACAUUUGGGUUUACGUUAUCUAUGCUAUUGCAAAGGAGCCUGUCCAGACCUAUAUGUCGUGUGAGGAACCAAUGUUGCUUACUACAGGAGCCAAAGCUGCUUUGGCUGUUUGUGGUAUAAUCGCUUUCUUGGUUGCCAUGGGAACCUUGGUUGACCUUGUGAUGACCUACGCUGAGAAAAGGAAAAAAUCAGAGAUCUUUGAUUUUAGUGGCAAUGACAACUUAAAUGAGAAUAGUGAAGCAAACGAAAGAACAGGUUUACUCUCUCACCCAGCAUCACACCAGAGGCAGGUCCAAGACCAACUACUGGACCCACCCCAACCCAGUAGGCAAAGAGUAAAGAUUUGUCAGGUGAUGGUAUCCUUCUCCAUACUGACCAACACGAGAAAACUGCUGACCACGUCCACCGCCACCGGCCAUCUGACCUCUCUCAACGGUAUGCGUGUGCUGAGUAUGUGGUGGAUUAUCCUCGGACAUACCUACCUCUUUGCCAGUUUAUCAAUGACUGCCGAUAAUGUUGUAGAAGCAGGAAAGUAUAUACAGCGGUUCAGCUUCCAGGCGAUCCUCAAUGGAACGGUAUCCGUGGAUACCUUCUUCUUUAUGAGUGGCCUGCUGGUGACCUACUUGUUUUUGAAGAACAGACGUGAAAACGCUGGCUGCUUUAACUGGGUGUUGUUCUACUUCCAUCGAUUCUGGCGACUGACACCAGUGUAUGCCUUCUGUAUCAUGGUGUGGGGGGUGCUGUUCUUUUACACCCUGAGGGGGCCAGUGAUGGUGUGGCGGACCUCCCCACAAAUGGAGUCGAUGAUGAACGAAUGCUCCAAGUCGUGGUGGGCGAACCUCCUCUAUAUAAACAACUACUACCCGUACAGUGGCGACAUUAACCAACAGUGUAUGGGAUGGUCCUGGUAUUUAGCCAAUGAUAUGCAGUUUUACAUCAUCAGUCCCUUCAUCCUCAUACUGUUGUAUCGGUAUCGGAAAAUUGGCUUUGUGGUGUGUGGAUUUCUGAUAGGAGCUUGUAUAUUCAUCCGUGCGAUGACUGCUUUCGAAUUUGGAAUGCAUGUGCCAGUCCAAACAGUGACAAAGCACACAGAUAACUAUUAUGGCCAGCACGCCCCGCUUUACAACAAGAUGUACACACGUAUCGCUCCCUACAUCGUGGGAAUGCUCCUCGGCUACGUUCUACACAGGACAGACUGCAGAGUGAGGAUGUCUAAGGGGAAGGUUUUGCUUGGAUGGGCUGUUGCCAUAGCGACAGGAUUGUCUGUUGUAUAUGGUCUCUAUGACUACUAUCACAAUAGUUACAAUGCAUCAUUGGCAACAAGUGUGAUUUACUUGGCCUUCAAUCGCGUUGCGUGGAGUCUCGCCCUGGCCUGGGUUGUAUUUGCCUGUGCUACUGGAUAUGGAGGUCUGGUAAACUCUCUCCUGUCGUGGAGCGCGUGGGCUCCUCUGGGACGUCUGACGUACUGCGCCUAUCUGAUACAUCCUAUUGUGAUGGAGUAUAUCUUCAACCAGCCGUCCUCGUACUUCAUCUCUGAUGUCAACAUGAUCUGCUAUUUCAUCGGUAUUUUGGUUCUGUCCUACGCUGCUGCAUACAUCGUAUCUAUGGCAGUAGAGGCUCCGAUGAUUGGUCUGGAAAAAAUCCUCAUACCGCUCCUGAAGAACCGUGUUAUCAGAUGUUCAAGCUUUUCCUCCUGAUUCACUUUCGUUAUAAGAGAAAAUCAAGACAAUUUCCAUCUGAGUUUUAGCCUGUAUUAUGUAACAAAUUAAGGUCAAUCUUCAAUUUCAUUGUACAGAUAUUUUUGAAAUCAUUAAAAUUGUAAGCAAAAUAAACAUGUGUAUGAUAUUCAAAACCAUACAAUCAGAUAAUAUACACAAAAACACAGUGUCAUAAUAUUUCUGAACUUUAUUUUCAGAAGAAAUUAAUUUGAACAUUUGACUUCUAUAGUUUGACUUAUGUAAUCAAGUUAAUUAAUUCAAAUCAUCUGAAUAAAUUUAUAUGCUGAUGUCCUGAUUUUGAAUAUGAAAUUUAACAAUAAUCUGAAUUAAAAUGUAUCAUUUUUAUGUAUUUUAUUUUUAGAAAUAAUAAUACAAUCAGUCAUGUAAUAAUAACAUGUUUUCAACUUCUAAAGAUCAUUUGAAGAAACACGAUUUUUAUGAUGAAAGUCAAAAAUCUAUACGAACAUGUCUUUAUAGCAUACCUUUUUGUUUUUAAAUUCAAAAGGAAAGUGAUUUUAAAUGUAUAUAAAUUUUAGAUAAAUCUGAACUCUCAGAUUCUAUCAUUUGAAUGCACAAAAUUUGCAUAUCAUAUAUAGCUUUCAUAAUUAUUUGUAAAAUAACUGGAAUAAUAUAUAUAAUUAUAUUUAUAUACAUAAUUCAAAUAAUCAAUUGAAUUUUGAUAGAAAAUAUUAUACAGUGACUUGAUAAUUACAUUCCAUCGAAAACAAAUUGUUUAUUGUAUAUUUUAUACAUUGAUACAGAAAUGUUGUACCAUGUAAACAGAAAACCAUCAAUCAUGUUCAAAUGUAAACAAUUAAUUGAAAGCUUAACCUGUGUUAUUGUGAAACCUGUUUAAUCAGACGUUCAAUCAUGUUCAAAUGUAAACAGUUAAUUGUAAGCUUAACCUGUGUUAUUGUGAAACCUGUAUAAUCAGACCUUCAAUCAUGUCCAAAUGUAAACAUUAUUGGUAAGCUUUACCUGUAUUGGAAAACCAAGAUGGAUGGCAGGUGGUCAUAUUGAACUUGGGAGUAACAGAUUUUUAGCCCUAUUGCUCAAAAAGCAUUGGAGGGAUCUUUUUCAAAUUUCACAUAAGGGUUCCUCUUGGUUCUUAAUUUUUGGACUGAUCUGAAAACCAAGAUGCAAACAGGUGGCCAUCUUGCUACAGUUUAAGUUUGUUAUCAGUAUUUCUCAGAAUGUUUUGGAAGACUUGGUCCUGAGUUGUAUGUGCAUGUUAACUUCUGAGGUUGAUCAAAAGACUGAUUAAGAUGGCGGACAGGCAAACUGAUCAAACUGACAUAGAACUAACGAAGAUGGUACAAUGGUGGGCACCUCUGGGAUCUCUUGUUAAAUGAAUCAGAAUUGAAUAAGCUGAAUGUUUUUGACCUCGGGACUUAUUUCAGGACUAUGUUGGCCCUCAGGGCUUAUUUCAGGAUAAUGUUGGCCGUCUGGACUUACAAUGUAUUUCAGGAUUAUGUUGGCCCUAUGGUCUUGUUUCAGGAUUAAGUUGGCCCUCUGGACUUGUUUAAGGAUAAUGUUGGCCCUCUGGACUUAUUUCAGGAUAAUGUUGGCCCUCAGGGCUUAUUUCAGGAUUAUGUUGGCCCUAUGGUCUUGUUUCAGGAUUAAGUUGGCCCUCUCGACUUAUUUCAGGAUUAUGUUGGCCCUCUGGACUUAUUUCAGGAUUAUGUUGGCACUCUGGACUUAUUUCAGGUUAAUGUUGGCCCUCUGGACUUAUUUCAGGAUUAUGUUGGCCCUCUGGACUUAUUUCAGGACUACAUUUGUCCUUAUGCCUCAGUUGGGAUUAUGUUACAGAAUCUUAGCUCUCGACUGAGAUAACCCGACCUCGCUCAGUUACAGGUAAUACAUUUUAUUAGUGUGUCUUACAUUGCUAGUGCCUUUAAAUGAAAUUAAUGUACAUAUAUUAACCAGGAACAACUUAUUAUUUCACGAUUUACCUUUACAAAGUUUUUGUUGUGACAGAUUUUAAUAGUACGUAGGAUUACGGUCGCCUUCUAGCUUCGAGCUCUAAGGUCUAAUUUCCCUUUAGCUCAGUGGUACAAUCCAACUAGGAACCUAGGGGUCACGGGUUCAAUCCCAGGUGGAAGCACACUAUUUUCCAGGAUAAAGUCUUAAUUCUACAAUAUACUUUCCAUAAAGAUGUCUUUUUUCAGCAAAUUAGAAACGUUAAUUUGAAUUCAAUAUGAAUUCAGAAUAUGGAAAUUGCUGUCAGGUUUUUGCUUUGGAAUACUUGUUGACCCAUAAUUUUCUCAUGUCCAAAGUUUUGUACCAAGGACAGAAUCAGAUGGGACAGAGACUACUUCAGUCCUCAUGAAGAUUCGUCUAUGUUCGAUGAUAUAUCAAGCUUGUUGUAUUUGAUACAGAUACAGACUAUGUCCUCAAUUGUUGUAUUAUUCUUUAAGCAUUAUUUUUAUUUGUUAGCAGUAUCUGGUACAUAUGCAAGACCACACACUUGUGUUUUUCUAACGAAUUAGA
Molecule: messenger RNA, 4968 nt
Organism: Mizuhopecten yessoensis (Yesso scallop)
Lineage: Eukaryota; Metazoa; Mollusca; Bivalvia; Pectinida; Pectinidae
Product: nose resistant to fluoxetine protein 6-like
Exons: 15
Coding region: 184-2457 (757 amino acids)
Molecular function (GO): acyltransferase activity, transferring groups other than amino-acyl groups
Source: RefSeq, a predicted model, not a curated record